CCGCGCGCCAUGGCCGGGCUCAACUCGCUGGAGGCGGUGAAGCGCAAGAUCCAGGCGCUGCAACAGCAGGCGGACGACGCGGAGGACCGCGCGCAGGGCCUGCAGCGUGAGCUGGACGGCGAGCGCGAGCGGCGCGAGAAAGCUGAAGGAGAUGUGGCAGCCCUCAAUCGGCGCAUCCAGCUUGUGGAGGAGGAGCUGGACCGGGCUCAGGAGCGACUGGCCACGGCCCUGCAGAAACUGGAGGAGGCCGAAAAGGCUGCAGAUGAGAGCGAGAGAGGGAUGAAGGUGAUAGAAAACCGGGCCAUGAAAGAUGAGGAGAAGAUGGAGAUCCAGGAGCUGCAGCUCAAAGAGGCCAAGCACAUCGCUGAGGAAGCGGACCGCAAGUACGAGGAGGUAGCUCGGAAGUUGGUCAUCCUGGAAGGCGAGCUGGAAAGGGCCGAGGAGCGUGCGGAGGUGUCUGAACUAAAAUGUGGUGACCUGGAAGAAGAGCUCAAGAAUGUCACCAACAACCUGAAGUCACUGGAGGCUGCAUCUGAGAAGUAUUCUGAAAAGGAGGAUAAAUAUGAAGAAGAAAUUAAACUUCUGUCUGACAAACUGAAAGAGGCUGAGACCCGCGCGGAAUUCGCAGAGAGAACAGUUUCAAAGCUGGAAAAGACCAUUGACGACCUGGAAGAAAAACUUGCCCAGGCCAAAGAAGAGAACGUGGGCCUACAUCAGACACUGGAUCAGACACUAAACGAACUUAACUGUAUAUAACCAGAAGUGGAAAAGUGGUUCUCAUAGAAACUCCAGUGCUCCGUGUCAUUCUCUUCGCCUUGUGAGAAGUUUCUUUUGUUAUCGCAUCUUCGCUUUGCUGGAAAUGUCAAGCCAGUUAUGAAUACAUGACCAAAUAUUUUAUAGCAGAGAUGCUUUGGGCACCAGUUAAAUUUUAAUCCCCCUCUUUUUUUCUUUCUAAAUGGCACCAGCUUUUUAGCUCUAUUUUUACCCUUAAGUUGCAUUUAUUCCUAAGGUAGGCAGGGUAUUUCGUAUUGAGCACAUUCUCUUUGAGACCAAGAUCUGUUUUCUGGGAGAAUAUAACCCCACACUUUUAAAACAUAGACUCUGAUUAUCUCACAGUGGGUUUAAAAAUGCUAAAGACUGUAAACUGUCUGGGUCACCCUUGUCCACAAACAGCAGGAAGUUAGGGACCAUUACAGUAAAAUGAUGGGGAUUUUCCAUCCUGAGCAAAAAAAAAAUUAGAAAGGGCUAUUGUGGAAAGUCAUAAAGCACAGCUAGAUUAACCUGGUCACCAUGGCCCUUCUCCAUACUACACUGCAGAACAAACAUCCUCCGCACAGGCAGCACGAGCCUGCCUGGGAAGUGGUCCUAACACUUACUCAGGUCUUUUCUGGACAUGUCCUGAAUGCUAUGUUCCUCCAGGUAUUUCAUUCUGACAUGGUUCUCUAACAAGUGGCUCUCUAACUUUAACAGUGGCCCACGCUUGUCUGUUCUGAUGUAAGGCCAUGCACUGGGCAGGAAUGUGGUGUGCAGUCCUGUCUAGUUCCGCCAUAUUCAGAUGACUGUUGGCCAUCAGUAAACUGAGAGAAAGAAAUGCUUUCUAUUAAAAACACUGGGCAGCAAAGUGGAGAUCAAAGUCAUGGGUGUAACUUCAUCUCUGCACUUAAUGGAAAAUGGAAGAUUUCCUUCGCUUGGACUUGAAUUCCUUCUUUGGGACCAAGUUACUAAACAUU
Octodon degus (degu) is the source of this 1730-nucleotide messenger RNA. RefSeq names its product tropomyosin 4 (gene Tpm4). Gene Ontology annotation, cellular component: actin filament. The coding region runs from base 10 to 756 and encodes 248 amino acids. The transcript is spliced from 8 exons. NCBI's taxonomy places the organism in Eukaryota, Metazoa, Chordata, Mammalia, Rodentia, Octodontidae. Gene Ontology annotation, biological process: muscle contraction; actin filament organization. The record is from RefSeq and is a predicted model, not a curated record. Gene Ontology annotation, molecular function: actin filament binding.